CAUAACUUACCUUAGCGAACCCCGCACACGUGUUUGUUUCAUCAGCCGAGCUUCGUUGAGAAAGACUUGGUAUCUCUCCCACCUCAACGGGUAUAGACCAAACCAGACUUCUUUUACAGUUAUCAGAAUGUGCGGUAUAUGGGCCUUGUUUGGUAGCGAUGAGUGCCUUGCAGUUCAGUGCACUAAUGCCAUGAAAAUCGCUCAUCGCGGUCCAGACGCUUUCCGCUUUGAGAAUGUCAACGGUUUCACCAACUGCUGCUUCGGCUUUCACCGCCUCGCUAUUGUGGACCAGCUAUACGGCAUGCAGCCUCUGCGAGUCAAGAAGUUUCCCUAUCUUUGGUUAUGUUACAACGGUGAAAUCUACAACCACAUCAAGCUGAAGGAUCACUUUGGGUUUGAACAUCAGACUAAAGUCGAUGGCGAGAUUCUUCUGCACCUGUAUGAUCGCUUUGGAAUCAAGGAGAUGGCCUCAAUGCUAGAUGUCUGUUCUGAGGCAAAAGGUUUGCUAGAGAUCAAAACCUCCAUGUCCACUCCUGCAAAUAUCACUCCUUUUGAACCGGGACACUUUCAGGUGUUUGACUUGAAGCUCAAUGGAAAAGUGAAGUCUUUUCCGAUUGAUCGCUUCCAUUGCUGCACAAAAGAACCCAAACACGCCGAAUAUAACAAACUUGAGGGUCUUGGCACAGACUUUGAAUUGGAGACUGUCAAGAGCAACAUCAGGAUCCUGUUUGAGGAUGCAGUGAAGAAACGCUUGAUGGCUCACAGAAGAAUUGGUUGCCUUCUUUCAGGUGGUCUCGAUUCGAGUCUGGUAGCUGCUACACUUGUGAACCUGGCCAAACAAGAGGAGCUCCCGUAUCCCAUUCAAACGUUUUCCAUUGGUGCAGAAGACAGUCCAGAUGCUAUUGCUGCUCGCAAGGUGGCAGCCCACAUUAACAGUGAACACCACGAGGUGAACUUCUCACCUGAGGAGGGGAUCCGUGCGCUGGACGAAGUCAUCUUUCACUUGGAGAGUUAUGACAUCACCACUGUGCGUGCCUCUGUCGGAAUGUACCUGAUAUCAAAGUACAUCCGUGAGAAGACAGACAGCGUUGUGAUUUUCUCAGGUGAAGGAUCAGAUGAGCUGACACAAGGAUACAUCUACUUUCAUAAGGCACCGUCACCUAAAGCUGCUGCAGAGGACAGUGUGCGUCUGAUGAAAGAGCUUUAUGUUUAUGACGUGUUGAGAGCAGAUAGAACCACAGCUGCCCAUGGACUAGAGUUGAGAGUGCCUUUCUUGGACCACAGGUUCACUGCAUACUACCUCUCUCUGCCUGAAGAGAUGAGAGUGCCUAAGGAUGGUGUGGAGAAGCAUCUUUUGAGGGAGUCGUUUAAAGGUUUGAACCUCAUCCCAGAUGAGAUUCUGUGGAGAAGGAAGGAGGCCUUCAGUGACGGUAUGACAUCUCUGAAGAAAUCCUGGUACACCAGCCUGCAGGAGCACAUCGAGUCUAAGGUGAAUGACUUGCAGUUGGAGAAGGCGAAGAGUCUGUUCCCUGAAAAAACUCCCACGACCAAAGAGGGCUUCUUCAUAAGGCAGAUCUUUGAGAAACAUUACCCCGGCCGCUCCGAGUGGAUACCAGGUUACUGGAUGCCCCGCUGGAUCAAGGCCACUGACCCCUCGGCCAGAACCCUGUCCAUCUACAAGCCUGAUAAAGACCAGUAAUCAAAUCAAGCUUCAGCCCUUGCCUAGACCACGUUCUCUACAGCAUAUACACCUGCCGGUUCAAACAGUGCCAUCAGACAUUUGAAGUGGAUCAAAAUUGUCCUAAGACAAGAACUGAUAUUGUUUUGGUUUUAGGACAGCUUUGAAAGGUUUUCAUCCACUUCAAAUGCUGGCUACCCUUUCUCUGAUCAGUUUAUAUGUGUAUUUUCGAGGGUGGUGGGUUUAGUCUUUCCAAAAGAGUAUUUAGUUUAUUUUAGGAACGUUCUUUAAAGGUCAGAGUGAUGCUGUAUCUUCAGCUAAUGCAAUACAUUUCAAAAGAUAAAAAAUAGAGGCCUUGUCUGCUUUUCAGGCCUUUAAGCUUCCUUGCUUACUCCAUGUUGUUGUUUUUUUUUUUUUUUUUUUUUUUGUUUUUUUUUUUUUUGUUUUUUCUUAUGGAGCUUAAAUCUGUAAACAAACCACAGCAGAAGUGGGUUAGCAUAGCUUGUUGGUUAAUGAAAUCCUUUUAAAAAUUACACAGAAACCAUUGUUUCUUCUAAAAUAAUUUUGCUACUGUAGUAAAACAAUAAUAACUUAACAAUAAUUAAACAAGAAAAGGUCAAGUCUAAGAUACAGGAAGCUUCUUACACUGUUUGAAAGAGAUUCCAUGUUCAUUUAUAAUUUUACAUUAGUAACAAGCAGUAUAUACACUACCAUUUAAACAUUUUGGGUCAGUAAGAUAUAUAUAUAUAUAUAUAUAUAUAUAUUUGUUAAAUGCUUUGAAAGAAUCAAUCUUUACAUCAAUGAGCAAUUUGCAAAUCAACAUGUCAUUUGCAUUCUACGUGGCUGAGUUUUCAGCAAUAUUACUCCAGUCUUCAGUGUCACAUUAUCCUUCAAGAAUCAUUCAGAUAUGCUGAUUUGCUGCUCUGGAAACAUUUAUUAUUAUUAUUAAUUUUGAAAAUGGUUGUGCAUCUUAAUUUUUUAUUUAUUUUUUAUUUAUUUUUUUGUGACAAAUAGAAUGUUCAGAAGAACUUUUUUUUUUUUUAAACAAUGUAAAUGUUAGUACUGUUUUUUUUUUUUUUUUUUUUUUUUGUUUUUUUUUAAUCUUGCUGACCCCAAACUUAUGAUUGGUAGUUUAAAUAUGUGUUUUGAGUCCAGUAAUGAAUUAUUAUUCUGAACUGGAAACUGAACAGUUAUAGGGUCAAACUUUGCAGUCCUUGAACUGUUACCACUGUGUUCUUAAGCUAUGCAGGUUCCUUUAGUGGGACUUGGACUUUAAUGACUGAAUUUGUAUAUGUAAUGAUAUUAGUAAUUGGUUGGUAAAUUGAAAUGUAUUUAAAAAAUUAUAUUUAUUCCUGAAAACAAUUUGUCUGUAACAGCCUCAGAGUUGAAUGAAUUGCUCUGGUUGAAGUACAGUUCACCAUUUAGCCUUAAAUGGUGGUUUAGUAUUGAGAUUAUAAAUUGAGAAAUUGAGGAUUAUAGAAUGAAUUUAUUACUAUUUUUACACUAUAUAUUUGUAUUUUCUUUAGUGCACCAUCACUGUAAUCUGGUACGAAGAAACAGGAAUUACUGUAAAGAACCGUGUAUGUAGCUUGAAUGCUGAACAGUUCAAGACAUUUCAAUUAAUUGAGAUUUUAAUGUGUAAAACAUGCUGAAGCUAUUGCAUUACAACAUCUGGUCAUGAUACAGAUAAAGCCUUUGAUUAAAACGGCAGCCAUGAUGUGUUUUUUACCCUUGAAAGGAUGUUUGUUGAUGGUUGAAAUAUUCCUGAUGGCCUGUAGGUGGAUUGAGUGCAUCACCGUAAAAGCAUCAUUAGAGCAUCAGUAUGGCAAGCCAGUGUAUUCAUAUACACCUGGUCGGGCGUCCCGCUGACCCGCCAAAAGCGAGCAAUUUGACAGCAAAACUUACAUCCUCGACAGGUGGUUUGCCAUAAAAUCUUAUGUACGAUUUGGAGUCACAGAAAAUGUGCGUUUUGACGUGCGUUUAUCAUAACAAAAAUGGCUGUUGAAUAUGUGCAUUUUGAGUAGGAGAAAACACACAUUAUGAAAGCGUAAGCAGAUAAACCAAAGAGGCAGUGCAAAUGUGUUUAAAGUGUCCCAACAGGCAAAAAGAACAAACUUUUUUUCCUUGAUGUUCUCAAAAUUGCAUGUCGAGAGCAUGUGCUCACUUUUUACGGCUCGAGUCUGUCAUGUUUUGUCCACUAAACAGACCACUUUUUUUUUCUUUCCACUCAGAUAUCCCUUAUGAAAAUUAGCCAUGGUUUUAUUGUAGUAAAAGUGUAGUAACCAUGUGUUUUUUUUUUUUUGUUUUUGUUUUUUUGUUUUUUGGGCCUAUUGUUUACCAUUUGUAUAACUACAGGUUUACUACAAAUACCAUAGUUAAACUACGAUUAGUGUAGCACAACCAUGGUUAAUUUAUGGUUACCAUGGUUUUACUAUAGUAACCACGUUUUUAUUAUUUGUAGCAAAACCAUGGUUAAUUUUCGUAAGGGAUGUCGUAAUAAGAUCUUAUAUCAUUCAAAUGACAUAAUGAUAUUUUUUUGUUUUGUUUUUUUCUGUUAUAAGAUAUAUAUAUAUAUAUAUAUAUAUAUAUAUAUAUAUAU
Molecule: messenger RNA, 4277 nt
Organism: Labeo rohita (rohu)
Lineage: Eukaryota; Metazoa; Chordata; Actinopteri; Cypriniformes; Cyprinidae
Product: asparagine synthetase [glutamine-hydrolyzing]
Exons: 13
Coding region: 128-1699 (523 amino acids)
Cellular component (GO): cytosol
Molecular function (GO): asparagine synthase (glutamine-hydrolyzing) activity
Source: RefSeq, a predicted model, not a curated record